AUGCAUUUAGUAGACAAUGCUUACGCUAAUGAUGCCUUUCUUGAGAAGCUUAUCUCAUCUUGUCCGGUUCUUGAAGAUUUAACCGUUGUUAGAAACAAAUAUACAGAGGACUACCUUGAGGUUCUACGUGUGCGUUCUCAGUCGUUAAAGAGUCUCGUAGUUGAUCACGAUGGUAGAAAGUGUUGGUACAGAGAUUGUAGGGUUGUUGUGAUUGAUAACCAGUUCACAAGUUAUGUAAUAAGCAAUUUGAGUUCAUCCACCAAGGUAGACACUGAUGUCAGUUUUGAUGUGGACAUUGACCUAAAUGUAAUUGACUCCUCAAAGAGACGUGUAGUGAGACGUUUCUUCACCAUGCUCUCGAACGUAAGGGACAUGACUAUAAGUCAAACAACUUUAGAGGGCAUAUGUGUCUACUUGAAACAUGAACAACUGCCUCAGUUUCCUCACUUGAUCAGAUUAGAUGCGGUCUUGUAUAACUCUGAUUUGGGAAAUUUGGCAAACAUUCUUGAGAGCUGUCAAAAUCUCAAAUCCCUUGUCUUGGAGUUGAGUAAUCUUAAGGAGGAGGAACUACUUAUUCUAGCAUCAGUUCCAAAAUGUUUAAGAUCGUCCCUGGAGUACGUUGAGAUAAAAACACCGAUAAGAGGAGAUGUAGCUGAAAUCGAACUAGUGAAGUACUUCCUGGAGAAUUCGGCAGUGCUCAAGAAGUUGAAGAUGUGUUUGCGUUGUUGGAGAAUGAACGAAGAGUCAAUCAUCUUGAUGCAACUCUUGAGAUUAAGGAGAUGCUCUACUUCUUGUGAAGUUGUUGCUCAACUUCAAGAGUUAGAAGAGACUUCUCUCAAACUAUGA
Molecule: messenger RNA, 846 nt
Organism: Brassica rapa (field mustard)
Lineage: Eukaryota; Viridiplantae; Streptophyta; Magnoliopsida; Brassicales; Brassicaceae
Product: putative F-box/FBD/LRR-repeat protein At5g22670
Source: RefSeq, a predicted model, not a curated record